This is a messenger RNA of Lepisosteus oculatus (spotted gar), 3589 nucleotides long. RefSeq names its product drebrin-like b (gene dbnlb). Lineage: Eukaryota; Metazoa; Chordata; Actinopteri; Semionotiformes; Lepisosteidae. Gene Ontology annotation, molecular function: actin filament binding. Gene Ontology annotation, cellular component: postsynaptic membrane; site of polarized growth; dendrite. The record is from RefSeq and is a predicted model, not a curated record. Gene Ontology annotation, biological process: positive regulation of axon extension; neuron projection morphogenesis; postsynaptic actin cytoskeleton organization.
UUCGGUUUGGAGCUUACGUGUUUCGGCGAGGCUCGUCGCUUCCUGUGUUUAAAGCAGGACUGCGAUAACCAUCCGCGGUGGCUCAGACGGUCAAAGUCGGGCUGCAACCAAUUUGAGUUGCACAGGGUCUCCAGGAGGAACACGGUGACGGGAUCAUGUCUGUCAACCUGAGCAAAAACGGCCCGGCCAUCACUGCAGCUUAUAAAGAGGUGGUGGACGAGAAAUCCAAAACGAACUGGGCUCUGUUUACCUAUGAGGGGAACAGCAAUGACAUCCGAUUGGCUGACAAGGGAGACGGGGGGCUGGAAGAGCUGGUGGAAGAGCUCAACAGUGGGAAGGUGAUGUACGCCUUCUGUCGAGUCCAGGACCCCAACUCUGGCCUUCCCAAAUACGUCCUCAUCAACUGGACAGGAGAAGGCGUGAAUGAUGCCAGGAAGGGGCUGUGUGCCAAUCACGUCAGUACCAUGGCCAAUUUCUUAAAGGGGGCCCACGUGACCAUUAACGCCCGUGCAGACGAGGACGUGGAGCCCGAGGUCGUCAUGCAGAAGGUGGCCAAGGCAUCGGGGGCCAACUACAGCUUCCACAAGGAAUCGAACCGUUUCCGGGACUCCGGACCUCAGGGACCAGUGGGGUCAGUGUAUCAGAAGACCAACGCCAUGUCUGAAAUUAAAAGGACCAACAAGGACAAUUUCUGGGCCCAGGCGGAGAAAGACGAGGAGAAGAGGCGGCAGGAGGAGCGGCAGAAGGCCGAGGAGGAGAGGCAGCGGCUGGACCACGAGCGCAAGGCGCGAGAGCUGCAGGAGGCGCAGGAGAGGGAGAGGCGAGACCGGGAGAGGGCCAGCCAGAUCGAGCAGCAGAAGAAGUAUCAGCAACAGCAAGAAGCUCAAAGUACAGAUCAAGAGAAACAAAAAUGGGAGGCCCAAGAGAGGGAGCUCCAGGCUGCUCAGAAAAAAGGCUUCAAGCGCAGUGGGUCUGUGGAGAAAGCUAAUGAGGCUGCUGCUUUGAUCUCCCAGCGCUCUGGGAAUCCCAGAGAGAUGUUCAAGCAAAGAGAGAGAGGAAUGGCUGCGGACAACAGGGAUACCUCUGUGAGCUCACAGCCAGGGCGGUUACACAGCCCCUUUCUGUCAAAGCAGCCCGGCGAGCCGGAGCCUCCACGCUCUCCCCUGCGCCAAGCAUCGCCUGUGCCUGCCUCGCCCGCCUCUCCUGCCCAUGCCACAGUGCCCAGUGUCCUGGAACAGGCCCGGUCCCAUUACGAGGAGCCAGAGACACCCAGUGAGGAGCAGUGGCAAGAAGAGCAGCCUGCAGCUGAUGACAGUUCCAAUGUGAACUCGCAACAGACCAGCCCUCCAGUGGAUGAUCUCUAUGAAGUCCCCCCAGAGCCUGACCUGUAUGAAGAGCCUCCCAAGGUCGAGGAACAGAAUACUUAUGACUACUCUGCUGAGGGCAGUGCAGACAGGGGUACCUGUGCACGAGCCCUCUAUGACUACCAGGCUGCUGAUGAUACCGAGAUUUCUUUCGACCCUGAUGACAUCAUCACCGGGAUUGAGAUGAUUGACGAGGGCUGGUGGCGGGGCUAUGGGCCUGAUGGGCGGUUUGGAAUGUUCCCAGCCAAUUACGUGGAGCUGGUCUAAGCCUUGCACCGCCUACUCGCUGGAAACUAAUGCCAGAAGGGACCAUCCCCAGCAGAUUAACCCUGCCUACCAGGACUACAGUAAAAGAUCUGGGGAGCCACUAGUACUUUAAGGCCUUAUCAUGACUAUUGUUGUGCCAUUUCAAAGGGUCCAAUACUACAGAAUAAGGACCAAAUCAAUUGAAUAUUAGUUGUGGGAUUGCAGAACUUUAAACAAUAACAUUACGGAAUAUAGUCUAUUUGGAUUUUAGAACUUUUUUUAAAAAGUAUGUUGUACCACUGCUUAUACACAGUUAUUUUAAAAUUAAGACUAGGCAUGUUACACCUGUAGUGUCAGACAAGUAAAAUGUAAGGACACUGUAUUCAACAAGUUUUAAAUUUGUGGGCAAAUUUUGAGUUUAAAAUCAUUUGGCAAGUUACACUUAUUCUUAAAGUAAUUCCAAACUCCCCUUCUUCAGCUUUAUCUUUGGCUACUUCAGUGUACCUUCUUAAACAAGUAUCCCUCUGAAAAAAAGAACAGGACACAGCGUGCAGAAUGUUUUCGAAUCUAAUGUAAAGUAACAGUUGUGUACGGACCAAACAGCGCUGAGGUGCUUAUUUAGCUAUGAAUAUGUCCUUUGUGCUAAAGCUGGGAUUCUGGGCUCAUUCUGCCUUUAAUUCUGAAGGGAUGGACUUUUUUGGGGUUUAGCGUCACAAAUUCUUAUGAUUUUAACAAAUCUCUGUCAUCUGAUAUGCAGAGGUCACUGUGCUCGGGAGGAUGAUAGGGUGUUGGUAUCUGUUUUCUCCGAGUCCGUUUUACGGAAAGGCAGGUCCUUUGGCAAUAACUGGAGAGGACAGAUAUUCUGUGUGGAUUCCAGAGUUCCCAGUUUGCUUUUGAAAGCAACUGACUUGGCAACGCUGCACUGUGAACAGCGGCAAUUGUGUUAAUGAGAGCAACCUUGUUCACCAUUAAAAACAGCAGGAAUAAUGCAGGCUCCAGUUUUGCCUUUUCGUAAAUAUUGAAAGAUCAUAACCUUUUGACGUUAGUGGAAUAAGGAUCAACACAUUUCUCUCAAGCUUCACUUGUUCUCAUUGAUACUGAUUUUUAUCAUUAGUGGGAGAAACCAGUAACCAUGGCUGACUCGUUUCUGCCAUCAACACCCCCUAACCCACUAACAUCCAAAGAUUUGUGUUUUACCUAUGCCGUGCAGUUAUGAGUGGAAUCUGGGUUUAACGUUAUUUUACUUGGUAUCUGUAGUGACAGCGAGUGAAUGAUGAUCGGUAGUUGUCUGAGACCCCAAAAUCCUUUCCCUGCCUGUUAUUUGAAUUGAGACCUCAUGUCUUUUCGUUCUUCCGAUAAGACCAGCACCAAGAAUGAAAGUGUAAUCAAUGCUUGCUUCCAAAUCUUGCACAGAAAAUCUGCUCUGCUACAAAAUUCUAAAUUUCUGUUUUUUUUUUUUCUUUUUUCUGUAUUUUUUGUUCAUUUGGAAUGAUGCGCUUUGGAAAUGUAGAAUUGUCUGUUUUUGCUGAAGAUCACGGUGAAGUGUUGCGGUGUUCUGUUUAGGGGCCUUGAUCCUGGGUUUUCAGUUUUUCCUCUCCCAUUAGGGCUCUGGGUCUUGUGGAAGGGAUCUCUGUGAGUGUAGUAUCCCAGCCAUUGAGUGCUCCUAUCAAGCUUCACUAGGGGAUACUGUGUGGAAUUAGCAGGGGAGUACUGUACAACUAUGCGAUGGUCACAGUGCAAAUCAUUUGACUUCUAGCAGUUUUUAAUGUGCUACAGGAAGGCUAACUCUGAACCAUUAAAUCCUAGAGUGCUCUCAACUCCUUAUCUCUCUUCUCUUGACUAUAACCACAGUAUUGAAACUGGUUACCGUUGCCUGAAUCACCUUCUGCUUUUAAAGUUCAAAUCAAGCAGUUUUGAAAGAAUGAUUAGUCUCAGAGAAGCUGUCACCUUGAUUGGAAAUAAAGGAAUUUAAAACCGAA